Pangasianodon hypophthalmus (striped catfish) is the source of this 2287-nucleotide messenger RNA. RefSeq lists its product as uncharacterized. The transcript is spliced from 3 exons. Lineage: Eukaryota; Metazoa; Chordata; Actinopteri; Siluriformes; Pangasiidae. Gene Ontology annotation, molecular function: RNA binding; protein binding. Gene Ontology annotation, biological process: regulation of DNA-templated transcription. Bases 347 to 1777 code for a protein of 476 amino acids. The record is from RefSeq and is a predicted model, not a curated record.
GGGAGAGAGAGUAGGAGGAAUGAAAGAUAACAGUUUGUGUGCACGUCUGCAUCAAAACUCUAUGCACUUCCUCCUGGUGCUGCAUCAGACCAGACCGUUGUGUUCAUCUGGGAACAACAAGGAGACUGACACGUCUUGGACUUCACACUGAGGCGAACCCAAAGAACACUGAUGUGUCAACCUAGAAAUCUACGACCUUUCAAAUCUGGACUGGAUAAAUUCCCCUAAAUUGGAUUAAACACUAAUCAAAUGGAACUACAGCCAUUUACACUUUAUUUAGGAACUAGCGACAACAUGUGAAAAACACACCCUCUGAAAGUAAUGUGCUAGAAUACUUGGCCUCAACAUGGCAGCUAAUGGCUUAAGGGGUUCUCCUUCCAUUCCUAAAACCCUCCCACCCAAGAAGAGGAAUUCAACAGAUAACUCAAACGAAGCUCCAGCUGAGCCAGUUUUCAAGACACCUUCUCCUUUCUGGAAUCAGAAUAACUUCAGGAGAUCCAGGAGGACACGGGAACCAGCAACCGUCUCUUACAUAGAUCUUCAAUCCGCAGCCACGUAUCAUCCACUGUGGACUGAUGCUGGCUGUGCCUCAAACCAAGUUCUUUUACACCCAUUAGGUGACAAUGGUACAUUCCCUUCAUGGGGUCCAUAUUUUGAAGGCGGCGAACAGCUACUAGGUGUGUCAAACAAUAAUAGGAAUGAUCUGAUGAGCGUCCAUGAUUUUUAUGGAGCUUCUUCCUACUGGAGCUACGUUCCUCUUGCAGAACAAAGAGAUUUGUUAUUUAAAAGCUAUGGAUGGUUCUCCAAUCAGUACAAGCCAAAAAUCAUAAAGCCUGUACCUCGGUCUUUGGUGUCUCAUUGCACCAGAAGCGUUCUCCAAAAAGAUUUCCCAAGGGGGCAGAUUGACGUGGGGAGUGUGAGAGGUGCUCAGUGGGAUGAGAAACUACAGAAUGAGAGUGCUAAAAAUGAUAUGAGGAUGAGGAAGAGGAACUACAUAAGAGAGGGAAUGAAGCAGAAUUCUGGUCAGUUUGCUGAGUCCGGAACAGAUCUUUCCAGACACAAAUAUUAUUCCAAGUUUAAGGGCUUAUCACAAAUGAAAGCCGCCAAGACAGAAGAUCUCCAGCACCAGCGGUUUCCUGUUAUUCACCAGUCUUGUUCCAGCAAUGAGCAACUAAAGUCAGGGACUGAAGUGACACUGAGAGAUGGGCACCCUCUGCUGGCCAGGAGUGAAAAAUCAGAGACACAGGAACAGCAAGAACUUGCGUUACCUUCCUCUCGACUUUUGACACGCUUUUUUGAGGGCUCUCUGAUUGAGCUUGAUGGGGGUCGGCUGAAGCGUGUGGAGGACUUACAGUUGGAAGAUUUUGAGUGCUGUACUGCGUCAUGCCCAGAGUUAAGUCUGACGAGGUUCACUGUGAAGAAGAUCACAUGCUCUGAUAAACCUGGACUGAUCUGUUUGGAGGUAGAGGUUGAGGAUAACCUCCAUUCCAAGAUCUCGCUGGAGGUGUGUGAGGAGUACCCGUUCUUUGUGUGCGGUCGUGGCUGGUCUUCUUGCAGCCCUGACAGAACCGCUAAUCUCUGUUGCCUGCACUGCCAACAGCUGCACCUGGGGGACAUGUGCCUGGCACUAACACCUGUACCAGUUCCACCUGCUGAGCCGACUCGGCCUGGCACAGGUGUGGGUGACGUCGGAUUUCUGAACCGUGUGGAGGGAGCAAAACCGAGUAAACUGAGAAGGAGACACAGUUCAGCCCCAGAACUCAGAAACGUACAAUAAUAUCAAACAGGACGACAGAGUUACAAAGUUUAUUUUAUAAUAUAACUAUAUACAACCGCUUACACAAUGAAAAGAUGAUGAUAGGGGCAAAAAAAAAACUGUCAUAUUUUCUAUAGAUCGACUUACUAUGAAAUUGCACUUAGGUGUUUUGUAAAAAAAAAAAAAAAUACCAACAGUUGAAUAAAAUAAUUAAUUGUGUCAUUUUCUAAAAAAGUUUUUAAUGUCCUAAGGCAAGAAUAUUUGUUGGAUUUGUGCAAUAAAAGAGUCAAUCCCCAUCUGACUGUAGUUAUGCGUUUGAUGAUCAACUUGACAAAUGGGAAUAUAAGUUCUAAAAAGACUCCCAUCUCCCAUUUCUCCAAAACAUCUGGACUUGUAGGUUGUAUUCCCUCAUUAUUGCGAGUCUCCGUAAGCUCUGUUGUAUAAUAACAUUCGCAUGACCAAGAACAGCUGUAGAAUUCCAGUUCUCUGCAGAAAAAAAAAAAAAAUCAAUUGCACCUGUCCCUAUCCAGA